Messenger RNA from Carlito syrichta (Philippine tarsier), 681 nucleotides. It is a transcript of the gene EFCC1, whose product is annotated as EF-hand and coiled-coil domain containing 1. NCBI's taxonomy places the organism in Eukaryota, Metazoa, Chordata, Mammalia, Primates, Tarsiidae. The record is from RefSeq and is a predicted model, not a curated record. Bases 75 to 560 code for a protein of 161 amino acids. The transcript has 5 exons.
CCAAGGCCAAGACGCUGCAGGCACAGCUCUCCAGCUGCAGGAGCAGGUGUGAUGACCAGACAGUCGAGAAGCUCAUGACUUACUUUGGCCACUUUGGUGGUAUUGACCAUACCUGUGCCCUGGGAGAGCUGGAGGCCCGCAUCGCCAUGCUGGUGGAGCAGCUGGGGACCCUGGGCUGUGGCGGGAAGACCCUGGAGACACCCAGGGAGGAGGCAGAGCUUCAGCGGAAGGAGGAAGAGAACCAGCACCUGAGGCUGGAGCUGCAGAUGGUAGAGACCGAGAGGGUGCGGCUGUCUCUGCUGGAGGAGAAGCUGGUGGAUGUGCUGCAGCUCCUGCAGAGGCUCCGGGACCUGAAAAUAUCGAAAAGAGCCCUGGGGAAGCUUUUGCUGAACACGCUGGAUGCUUGCAGGGACCCUGCACACGCGGGGAGGCCUGGCCCCUCGGCCAUCCUGGAUGCCCUGCACCAAGCCUUGGCUGGCUGCGAGCUCUUGCGGAGACAGCCCUCAGACCCGGCCACUGCUGCCCCUGCGCUCCCCAACCCCCUCCUCAUCUCCUGCUGAGGCUGCUGGCCCGGCCUGUGAGCACCCUGGUCAGCCUGACCACCACUGAACCUGCCUCUGUGACUGACUCAGCCACUGUCAGCCGCCUUUCACAGCCAGCCUGACCAUCGUCACAUCAUCA